Molecule: messenger RNA, 600 nt
Organism: Epithele typhae
Lineage: Eukaryota; Fungi; Basidiomycota; Agaricomycetes; Polyporales; Epitheliaceae
Exons: 4
Coding region: 1-600 (199 amino acids)
Source: RefSeq, a predicted model, not a curated record
AUGUCCCGUUUCUUCUUCACGGUUCUGGUCGGGCUGCUCGUCUUCGUCGCGGAGGUCGCAAGAGCAGGCGUGGUUUGCAACGGGUCUGCACCUGCGACCUUGGCCGUCGUCGGGGUCGAGGGUGAUCUACAGGACUACUGCGCUCGCCCUCUCUCCCCGGACUCUGGGGCACUCAAGGCGACGUCGGGUCUGGAAGCCACACCCACCACGCAUUCCCUGGUCCAGUUGCCAACCAAUGUGGGCACCCAGAGCCACACAUCCUCGCACACCGGCACCCUCUUCCCUUCCUCGUCUUCCGCAGCCUUUUCCACAACGACUACGAUGACCUCGAACGGCUCCCCAAAGUCAUCGAGCAGCUGCAAGAAGAGCGCCCUUGUCGGUGCCAUCAUCGCGCUCGUGGUCAUCAUCUUCCUGCUGCUGCUCGUGAUCCUCUGGCUGGUGGUACGGGGCUGGAAGCGGGGGUCGAGUUAUCGCGGUGUCAGCACGUACGACGCCGAGCUCGACGUGAAGCGACCCCGAAGGUCCCCGGGGGAACAGCCCGCGAGCGAGGCGGAUCAAGUGUUCGCGGGGCGGGCGCAUGGGGUGGUGCGGUAUGCCUGA